Momordica charantia (bitter melon) is the source of this 1804-nucleotide messenger RNA. NCBI's taxonomy places the organism in Eukaryota, Viridiplantae, Streptophyta, Magnoliopsida, Cucurbitales, Cucurbitaceae. The record is from RefSeq and is a predicted model, not a curated record.
AAACUGGGGGCGGCGUCAUGUCAUCGUGAUAUUUGGAAAAUCCGUCGCCCGUGGUUGUGUUGUGCUGUGGUAUAUUAUCCUCUAUUACGAAACGACCUAACCCUAAACCCUUCGUUUUCCCGUCUGGUCGCAGCUGAAGGAGGAGGAUCCGGAACACAGUACCCAAGCACCAGCUCUUUCACUGCUCUCGCUAUCGCUCAUCACUUCCUCGCUGCAGUCUACUUCAUCACUCUCCCAACUUUUGAUGCUUUCUUUAUGAUAGAUGACAAGCGCUCGGACAAAUAUGAGCAUUGCAAUCAUACGUAGGGAUAUAGAGAGGGAAUGGGAGAAUCAUUGUGGAGUUAUGGGUAUUAUUUUUUUAAAUGGAGAUUCUUGCUCACUCUCAGAAGAGCUAUGCACUGCUAAAAUUCUGGAGAGGAUGAGGAGAUACAAAAUUUAUUUCAAUAUUAGAUUACCUUUGGAGCUUCUUGGAGCAAAUGAGCAAUGGAGUUGUGGAGCAGGGCUCACAUCGAGGAUUGCUCUCUUGGUUUGCUUCAUUGUUUUUGGUUCUGCUUUAUUUUGGGAGUAAAGUUGUUGGUGCUGAUGGCAAUUGGAUAUGGUGGUAGAUGGUGUUUCUUUCCUUUUGAUGAUUAGUUGUUAAGAUGUAUGAUGUUAUGACAUAACAUAUGCAGGGAUAACCGUUGCUUAGAGUAAUUUGUUGCCUCAAAGAUGAGUAGUCGUUUUUCUCGCACAAUAUAUGUUGGAAACUUGCCCUCAGACAUUAAAGAAUAUGAAAUCGAAGAUUUGUUCUACAAGUAUGGUCGGAUUCUGGAUAUUGAAUUGAAGAUUCCACCCCGUCCUCCAUGUUAUUGUUUUGUGGAGUUUGAGAGUGUUAGGGACGCCGAGGAUGCAAUCCGAGCUCGUGAUGGAUAUAAUUUUGAUGGUUGCCGGUUAAGGGUUGAGCUUGCACAUGGUGGUAGAGGUCCGUCAUCAAGUGAUCGUCGUAGUAGCUAUGGCGGUGGCGGCGGCGGUGGCGGUGGAGGAGGAGGAGGAGGAGGAGGAGGAGGAGGAGGACGUUUUGGUGUCUCAAAACGAUCAGAAUAUCGAGUUAUUGUACGCGGACUCCCAUCUUCUGCUUCUUGGCAGGAUUUGAAGGAUCAUAUGCGCAAGGCUGGUGAUGUGUGUUUUGCUGAAGUUUCUCGUGACAAUGAAGGGACGUUUGGGAUUGUUGAUUAUACUAACUAUGAUGACAUGAAAUAUGCUAUUCGAAAACUUGAUGAUACUGAAUUCAAAAAUCCUUGGGCAAGAGCAUACAUUCGGGUGAAGAAGUAUGAUGGAAGUCCCACUAGGAGCCGGAGCAGGAGCAGGAGCAGGAGCAGGAGCAGAAGUCGUAGUCAAAGCCGAAGCCGAAGUGCUAGACGAAAUAGGAGCAAAUCAGUAGAGCGAUCUGUUUCUAGAUCAGUUUCAAGGUCAAGAUCUCCAUCCCCCGUUAAAUCUUCUAGACCACGUUCAAAAUCAAGGUCUGGAUCACCACGUGAGGGGCGGGAAGGUAGCGAAUGACGAGCAGCUAUGACUGUAUGAAAUGGUGGUUAUAAUACUGAGGAUUUAUGCUGUAUUGCUUGGCUUUUAUUUAAGCUUAGGACUUAUGCUGACUGGUUAUGAGGAGUUGAGUUAGCUGGAUAAUGUCAUGAGAUGUAUGAAUAUCUUUAAAACCUGUUGCCGUUCCAUCAUUUCUACUUGUGGAGAUUUUUGGGUAUUUGAAUGUCUUAAGUUACUUCCACAUUGUGAUUUCCUAUUAACUGUUGAGGAUUUUCUAACUGCAAAA